Messenger RNA from Acromyrmex echinatior (Panamanian leafcutter ant), 1128 nucleotides. RefSeq lists its product as uncharacterized. NCBI's taxonomy places the organism in Eukaryota, Metazoa, Arthropoda, Insecta, Hymenoptera, Formicidae. The record is from RefSeq and is a predicted model, not a curated record.
UUUACUUAGUGUAUCCGUGUGAGGCUAUCGAAUAUCGUGAGAGUUUGCUUGAGCAUAAAAAAGACGCAUUUUCAAUAUGGCUGAAAAUUGGAAUUUGAGUUGUGUGGAACCGCUUGACGACACAAAUUAUUUCCUGUGGAGCGAAAAAAUAGAAGGAAUCUUAAGGGCAAAGAAACUUUGGAAAAAAGUAAUGAAUGUGAAGCCAACAGACAAACCAGAAGAAGAUGAUGAAAGAUAUGCGGAAAAAUUUAAGCUAUGGAAUGAAUGGGACGAUGAUAACUACGCCGCACGUACAGUCAUGAUAAACACGAUGAGUAAAGCUCAAUUAUUGAAGUACAGUCACGAAAAGGAUGCAAAUAAAUUAUGGAAUCUAAUUAAAAACAAUAUGGCAGCGGAAACUGAGCAGUUGAAGGCGAGAUCAUUAAGUGAAUUGUCAAAUCUAAAAAUGAAUAAGGACGAAAGUGUAGAUGCGUACGUUAAUAGAGCGGAAGCUUUGAGAAACCAAUGAGGACAACUUGGUAAAAACAUAGAGGAUUACGAAUUGAGGAUGUAUAUUAUACGAGGACUAAAAUCUGAAUUCGAUCAGAAUGUACGAGUGUUUGAAACACAGAGAGAGCUAACCAUAAAUGACAUAAGAUAUGCGUUAAAACAAGAGGAAAUACGAAGAGACAAACAUAAAGAUGAAAAAACAUCGAAAGAAGAAUAUGUAAGAAAAGCCAGAGAUAAAUCAAGAAAUAACUAUACAUGCUACAAUUGCGGAAUGAGUGGUCACAAAUCAAGCGAAUGUCGUAACAGGAAGAAGUGCUUUAAUUGCCAGGGAUACAAUCACAUCGCGGUUGAUUGCAGAGAACAGAAGAGAAACGUUUCACGUGGAAGAGGAUUUAGAGGAAUCUCAAGAGGAAGAGGAAGAGGACGUAGUCAAGGAUAUAAUGAAAGUACAUUAAAAACUACAGAUGAAGCGGUAUUAACUGUAAGAGAUCGAUCACACAGGACGAUACAAGAGACAUUGGCUGACAAAGAAGGAAAAAAACUAACCUCAGAUGGUCGAGGUGAAAUAGUAAUAAAACAGAAUUUUAAUGAAGAUAGGAUACGGUUAAGAAAUGAACAAGGAUGAGAUAAAAAUGACAG